Mustela erminea (ermine) is the source of this 1280-nucleotide messenger RNA. RefSeq lists its product as uncharacterized. The record is from RefSeq and is a predicted model, not a curated record. Lineage: Eukaryota; Metazoa; Chordata; Mammalia; Carnivora; Mustelidae. The transcript has 6 exons. The coding region runs from base 1 to 837 and encodes 278 amino acids.
AUGCGAGCUGCUGCCCGGCUCCUAACGCCCGGAGCUCGCAACGACCUCAAUCUGAGAAAAACCUUGGCGCCUGGCACUUGGAUUGGACUCCUGACACAUUGGCGCAGCCGCUCCUGGUGUAGACAGGGGACAGAACCCCCCGCCCAGUUGCAAAGGAGGCGCGCUCCAGGGCCAGUGGUGCACGGGAUACCACGCUGCAGCCUGGUCCUUGGACAACCCCCGACAUGUGCGAGGUUUCCCAGACGGAGAGAAGACUCUGCUGAGAGGCGAUCGAAGCUGAGACCGCAGACGAGGCUCCAGGUGCGCAGGCAGAGGAGAGGCGCGCGCCCUGGGAAAAGCGGCCUCUGCGGGCCGGGCUGGCGGCAGCCCUGGAGCCGGCAGUUUCCAGACCCGAAAGGCGAAGGAGCCUCGUCCCCGGUCCCCGAGGACUGCGUGACUGUGAGUGCGGUGGCGGUUUCCCGGAGCUCCAGGCACCGCGCCGCCUCCUUGCUGGGGGCCCCAGCGUCCGCCGGCACCGCACCGUUGGCAUCCUUUCCUGCGCAAGGCUGCAGGAGGACGGGACUCAGAAGGGACUCUUCCGGGCUCCCCAGAAUUUCCCCCAGGUCUCAAGAACUUCUACGUGGACUGUGCUCCCAGUGUUCAUCCCAGGCUAACUGGACCUUGUCUGGUGCUCAGGCCAUCAGAACUGCCACCUCAAGGAAUCCCCACUCUGAGAGCGUACUUGGGUUCACUGAGAUACAGCUUGGACCCUAUGUAAGACUAGACAUGGAGGAGCAUGAGCAGGGAAGAGCGUUAGCGGGAGGAGCAGAGGGAGAGAGAGAGAGCAGAGAAUCUUGAGAAGACUCUAUGCUGAAUGUGGAACCCAGUGCAGGGCUUGAUCCUACCGCCCCGAGAUCAUGACCUAAGCCGAAGCCAAGAGUUUAAUGCUUGACCUACCGCACACUCAGGUACCUCCACAUUUUAAAAAGUAGAAAAUAAAAGGGUAGAAUUAAUUUUAAGAAUAGAUUUUAUUUAAACAGAUAUAUCUAGAAUUAUCAAUAUUUCAACAUUAACCAAUAACAAAUAGUGAUGAGCUACUUUACCUUUUGUAUUAAAUGUAAAUGUACUUUGCAUUUUUGUAUUAAAUGUUUGAAAUCUGGAGAGGAGCCUGAUGCCGAUGACAUGUUUUUGUUCUUUCAGUCUUGUCAUGGGAUAGGCCAAGAAGGCAUUAAAAGUGAUUUUGACAAGGGCCAAAAAAAAAUGCAAAAAAUUGAAUGUUCCGGGAAUCAAACACUUAUGCC